Molecule: messenger RNA, 1290 nt
Organism: Daldinia vernicosa
Lineage: Eukaryota; Fungi; Ascomycota; Sordariomycetes; Xylariales; Hypoxylaceae
Exons: 1
Coding region: 1-1290 (429 amino acids)
Source: RefSeq, a predicted model, not a curated record
AUGAACGAUCAACAGCGGGUCGUUAAUCCUGGAUCAGAGUUCCAGCUGCCGGCACAGACGAACAAGUGGCAGGUACCAACUCACGUAGCUCAAGCUCAGCCUCAGCCGGAGAUCGGCCGAACCUACCUUCCUGCCCAAAUUCAAUUGGAAGUGGCUCGUGCACAGAAGGAGGCGCGUACCCACUUGACGCGUAAAUGUGGCUACCCUCUGCCUCACAAGCCUCUGCCACCUCUGCAGCCUCACUUAACAGCUCAGGUAAGCAAAGUGCCCGAUUUCCUUUUCCCCACCCACCAACCAAUUCUUUUCUUCCGUCCCGAUCCUCGUCCCCAAUUCAACUCUUCCCACUGUCCUACCGCAGCAUUCUCCGCGUCAACCUCACCAAACUCACACGGUGACCAGCAGCCGUAUCCGACAACCCACCCCACCGAGAAAACCGAGGCACAGCUUAAGUUUGGAGAUAGCCUCACCUACACACCUUCUCCUUCUAUUCCCUCCCUCUUUUAUACUCCACCUUCAACCCCUAGCUGUUCACCCCCAACCGCCAACAUUUCGUUCCAACAGCCCCCCCACCACCGUGCGGUCGCCCCGGGCGUCGUCGUCAACGGUAACUCGAGCGCCUUAAACACCCCGCGCCCGGGCCCGACGACAACCCCAGCGACCCCGGUGAAUAUGCCAACCAACGAUCCCGCUCCUUCCGGAGCCCUUCGAUCGCCCCCCGAAGGCAUAUUUCCAAGCUUCGAGGACCUUAUCGGUUCCAUCCAGCGCGUGGCGAAGGAUCAGGGUUUCGGAAUCGUAAAGCUUCGAGCCAGUAACUAUCGCGACCACAAGCCUACACGAUAUGAUUUGGUGUGUGACCGUGGCGGCGUCAAGUACAACAGCACUGCCAAGAAGCGUAACCCGAGCACGAGGAAGGUUGAUUGCCCUUGGAGGGCGAAGGCAGUAUGUGAGGUCCAGCUCGGCAACCAGUGGCGUUUCCAGGUUCAGUGCGAUCAGCACAACCAUGAGCCCCGAGUUCACAGCAGCAAUCCGGGCCAAGAGAACACACCGACCGCCCAGAGUAUACGAAGUCUAACGAAUAAGAUGGACCGUAUGAGCCACGAGAUGACACAAGCCUUCGAUCGCAUCGAGCAACGCCUAGACGGCAUUGAAAAAAGAAUCGAAAAUAUGGAGUCGCGCAUGGGUGCGGUGGAAGCGCGCAUGUCUAGCAUGGAGACCCGAGGAACCGGUAUGGACGUGCCCAUGGAUAACAUGGAGAUGGGAGGGCCUAUGCUAGAUGGCCCUGUCAUGUAG